AAUGUUUCUUAAUGAUCAUAGUGUACCUCAGGUGUGAAAGAAAUUAUCAAGUGGUUUGAGAGAAAAGAAUAUGCAUGCUAAUGUACCAGUUCAAAGACUUAGUUACAAAGAAGGAGGACUAGCUAAAAAAAUAAUUUAUUUUGCUUUGCUUGUCAAACUGUGGUUGGGAUUAUAAGACUAGGUGUAGCUUAUUAUGUAUGCAUAUUAUUAACAUUACCAUUUGUAAAUAAGUCGAUAAGAAGUCUUCAGUGAGAAAAAGAGGUAACUUACAUGCCUUGUUUUGUUCUGUGUUCCAGGACAUCUCAGAUAAAAGUGAAUAUUUGGUAUAAAUAUCCAUGUAUCUGAAUCAACUAUUUUCAGCCUUGCCUCUUUUUCAGAGAUUACAUGGAAAAAUGGUGUCUGAAAGAUUUUUCCCUCCUCCUUUUUUUUUUUUUUAAGUGACCUCAAAUGGACCUGUUUCACAGAACAUGAUUCUCUGGUAUGUACUGCAUUGCAAUUCAUGGGUGUUUGCAGAGAGCUCAGGACCUCUGGUGCUCUUCAACAGUCUGCCACAAAGUAGGACGGAAAUACUAUUUUUCUGCUUCUUUGGAUGCCUCUCUAUAGUUUCAGCCCAAGAUUUUCCUUGAAGUUCGAACUAAAACAAAGGAGUAACGCUUUUCUCAAGAAUAGACCAGGCUGCACCAAUUCUGCCUAUUUUUCUAAAACUUGCUGGAGCCAAUCUGCCUUUUCAACAGAUACUUUUAAAAGGAUGCAAGUUGCAUCACUUUUAGUGUGCAUUUAUACACAAAGUACUUUGUGCUGAGUAUGAGUAAAGUUGCUUCAGCUGUAACAAAUGGAGCUAAAGCCUAAGCAAGGGCACUCGAAGUUUAGCCCAACCAAGAGUUUAUUCUUUUAAGGUUCUGCCCCAAAAGCUGUUGCAUGACAUUACACCAAACUUCAUACAACAAAAUGUGGGAGCUCUGUCCCGUAAAACAGUGUUUUACCUCCAGUUCUUCACCUUCAGCACUAACAGAUCAGAAUGGCCAAUGCACUUGAUAUAAUUUCAUGGGUCAGUAUUUUGAAGGACUACUUUUGUCAAUAGCAGAUAUCUCUUCUGUAGGAGAAAUUGGGCUGUGAGCCUUUCUACAAAGUGUGUGCAGGAAAAGAGUACUUACCGAGCUGUCACUGCAGACCUAAAUGUUCAGCAAGCCCAUUAUUUAUGUUGAAUCCAAAUAAACAGAUAAUUGAUAGGCAGAGCAUAAGAACUGACAAUAUAAUUAAUGUUAUUUCCUUAGUUCCAACCAUACAGGUGUACCAUAACUGUAACAUUUCUUCUAAUUUAUACUUCUUUAAAUGGUAUGUGCUGGUCAGCAUGCCUGAAACUGUACUGUAAGCUUAACUUAAUUUUGGCCAUAUCUUCCCUGUAGUUUUGUAAUCUGAUGUUUUAAAUGCAGUUAUAAAUGCUCUGUUGAAAUGCAGCUGUCAGCAGGUGCAAAUGUCAACUAAUAUUUUCUUUUCCAUUUCAAAGUAUCUGUUAGGAAAAUACAUAAUAUGGCCUAUGUUUUCUUCUCGUAUAAAUUCCUGGAUCAGAGUUAAGCCUGUCAUAACAACGUUGGUUUCUUAGUGCUUGAUAAUAGUGAUUUACUGUUACAUUUGAACAUCUGUGAUGUUUAUUCAUUAUUAUCCUCACUCUUAUGUGCUUUGUUCAUGACGUGACAGUGAAGAACUUGUUAUUCAGCAGUCCCAGUGGUUUAAAAUACAGUUUAUUUUCUUAAAAGUUUUUUAGUAUUUUCUUUUGUUAGUAUAAAGUUUAAAGAGAUAUAAGUAUUGAGAAAUACUUACAUUCUUUGCACAUAAUUUUCUUACAGUGGUUUCAAGGAAACCUUCAAACUAUGCCAAUCUGUUAAAAAAAAAGGCUCUCAGCAAAUUGAACCAAAUUUUCAUUUACUUUCAACUUUCUGUUUGUUAAAUAUGCCUGAUGCUAAAAAAGCACCUUCACUACAAAUUCAAGCCUUUUUGAGCUGGACAGAAAAGGUUACAGGUGGGCUCUUGUCGACCUUGUUCAACUUCUUUUUCUGAAUACAUAAGUCUGUCUACAGAGUAGAUUACAAGGGGAUUGGGGGAAUAGGUGUUUUUUUCUUUGAAGUUCUAGAGGAAUUGUAUUAAUCUGAGUCAAAUAGAACAGCUAGUAGGUAGGACCACUUAAAUGGACUAGGUAUAGGCACUGUUUGAAAGUGAGUUGCUUUGGUUUGGGCUAUCAUAUAUAUAAACUAAAAGAGUCAUGUGUGUUGAAUUCACAGAAAGCCAGAAGUGAGCAGCUCAAACCCCAUUUUUGUAGUACCAUUUAUGAUAGAAGAGUAACAGCACUUUUUGAAUUACCUGCAUAACUCUUUCUUGCACUGCAUCCUAAACUGAUCAUGUGCUUGAGUGAAAUAACAAUAUCAUAACUUAUUUGGUAAAGAGCAGCAGAGAAAAGUACUAAUUAUAAAUGACUGUAACACACUGACAGGAACCUUUCGAAGGCUGGUGGAUGACAAUGACACUGACUUUUAUUUCUUAACAAUUUCUCUGAAUGGUAAUAAUUUGUACAGAGUAAUUCAGAUGCAAUUGAAUUAAUCUGAAGAUGACACAGAAGUCCUGAUUUUGCAUUUUUACACAUGCAAACAUUUUUUAAGACUGAAAGUAGUGUGGUGAGUUCAGUGGCCUUACAGGCCUGUGUAAAAACUUGAUUCUAUAUAUAAACUUAAAUGGUAAAUUGUGGAGCAACACUGAAAUAACAGAGGUAACUGGAGAGACUCGGAAAGUCAUCAGGAGUUCAUCAGAACAGAACUUACUUCAAAGAAGAGGGCAGUUUCAGUGAUACGGAUGUGAUGGAAAGAAAUUGUUCCUAAAAUACGCUUUAAUUUGGGAUAUUCCAAUCAGUAGGAACCGUUGAGAUAAUCCAGACUUAUAUAAGAAUAUGUAAGAGGCUAAACAAAACUGGAGAAUUUACCCUGGCUUCUCUAUCAGGUUUGCUCCUUCAGUUUAACUAAGUCCCUGCAUAUAGACUUGAUGAGGAGGAAUGCGUUGAAGUAUUAUACAGUAUUUUUAGUCUGAGGUUUCUCUGGCUUCCAGCCAGUGGGUCUCCCAUUUUCUUCUGCUAGCAGAAAAAGCCUGGUUUUUUUCCCAGUGUAACCUGCUACAACUGGCUCAGCCACUGGAUCCCAUGUUCAUCUCUCUGUGGGGAAAUCCAGGUCUUGAUUGAUACUUCUGGUUGUGCACGGUAGCCUCAAAGUAUAGACAAAUGGCUGGAGCUGAUCUUCAAGAACAAAGUGUGGUCUACAUGCAUCUGCUCUUCAGCAAGGAAACCAGUCAUCAAACUCUUCCUUGUUCUGACUGCCUCUGCCAAGUUUUAACCUGACAAGAACUCAGAGCAUCUCAAGCGAAUCCUGAAAAUUCUUAAAAGAAUCAGCAUUUUGGUCAGAAAACAUCCUGAUGCCUUUCUCUUCCAGCCUAGUCUUUCAUAAUAUGUUGUAGAAACCUCCUGACCUCUGAGUGACAGGAAGCUCCAGUGUGGUUAAAUUCCAAGCAAUUGUUACAGAAUGAAUUAUCGAGUCCAAAAUGAAAGUUCUAUACAAAUGUGUCACAAUUGGAGACACUCUAGAGUGGCAAUUUCCACUGAAUUGGAUUUACCCAUGCUACAGUCAUACGAACUAUUCUUCGAAGCAUAUCCCUGGUAUAUGUAGUUUAAGAGACAACUUGAUAGCCGCUUACAUUUUCCUCUCAGAUAAGAGAACUGAGAAACUUACGUUUCUUCAGGAAAUAUUUAAUUAUUUGCUUAACCACUUUUAAACCCUUUCCAUUUUUUUCUCUGAAGAAGAGAUACACACGGAAUAUUGCUUCACUAGUACUUCAUACUGCUCAGAGACUCUCUCACAGGAUUAGCUUCAAUACUGUUCAGAGCUGAUAAAGCAGAUGAUGAGGAUGAUGAAGAUCUCAUGGUGAAUAAGACAUGGGUCCUUGCACCAAAGAUACAUGGUGGCGAUGUAACUCACAUACUGGACUCCUUGCUUCAAGGAUAUGACAAUAAGCUUCGGCCAGAUAUUGGGGUGAGAACUACGGUAAUUGAAACAGAUGUCUAUGUUAACAGCAUCGGUCCAGUUGACCCAAUCAAUAUGGAAUACACUAUAGAUAUAAUUUUUGCCCAGACUUGGUAUGACAGUCGUCUAAAAUUUAACAGCUCAAUGAAGGUGCUUAUGCUUAAUAGCAAUAUGGUUGGAAAAAUUUGGAUUCCAGACACUUUCUUCCGGAACUCAAGGAAAUCUGAUGCUCACUGGAUUACAACUCCAAAUCGUUUGCUUCGAAUCUGGAGUGAUGGAAGAGUAUUAUACACUCUAAGGUUGACAAUUAAUGCUGAAUGUUAUCUUCAGCUUCAUAAUUUUCCUAUGGAUGAACACUCCUGUCCUCUGGAGUUUUCAAGCUAUGGAUAUCCCAGAAAUGAAAUUGAAUACAAAUGGAAGAAAACCUCUGUUGAAGUGGCAGAUCCAAAAUACUGGAGAUUGUAUCAGUUUGCAUUUGUAGGGCUACGAAAUACAACUGAGAUUUCUCAUACCUUGUCUGGUGAUUAUAUUAUUAUGACAAUAUUCUUUGAUCUCAGCAGACGCAUGGGAUAUUUUACUAUUCAGACAUACAUUCCUUGUAUACUCACAGUUGUUCUUUCAUGGGUGUCAUUUUGGAUCAAUAAGGAUGCAGUUCCUGCAAGGACUUCUCUGGGGAUCACCACGGUGCUGACCAUGACAACACUGAGUACAAUUGCUAGGAAGUCACUCCCAAAGGUUUCCUAUGUGACAGCAAUGGACCUUUUUGUUUCAGUUUGCUUUAUUUUUGUGUUUGCUGCCUUGAUGGAAUAUGGCACCUUGCAUUACUUUACCAGCAACAGAAAAGGGGACAAAGGAAAAGAAAAGAAGGCAAAAUCUAAGCCAUCAAAACCACCUGCAAUUGCUGUUCGACCUGGAUCAACACUAAUUCCAAUUAAUAACAUUAAUCAUCUCCCUGAACGUGAUGAUGAUUAUGGAUAUGAGUGCCUAGAAGGAAAAGACUGUGCUAGUUUCUUUUGUUGUUUUGAAGACUGCCGCACAGGAUCUUGGCGAGAAGGAAGAAUACACAUCCGUAUAGCAAAAAUUGACUCCUAUUCUCGAAUCUUCUUUCCAACUGCCUUUGCACUGUUCAAUCUUGUUUACUGGAUUGGUUAUCUUUAUCUGUAAAUUCAGAGGUUUGACAAACUCAGAAAAAAAGUGCUAAUUGAAUAGUCAUUAAUACUUUUAACUGAGCAAAGGUUAGAGCUGGUCCAAAAUGACUCAAAUUGUUUGUAUGCUUUAAAAAUUUGAAACAAUGAGAGGAAAUAUGAUGAGGUAGUCUCCCUCUUGUGAUCAACUGUAGAACUGAUACUGGUAUUUUGAAGAGAAAAUUUUAAAAUAAAGAUCCUUAAGAUUUAUCACAGAUACAUACACUUUUUUCCAGCUCUAAGAAAAUGCAGAGUCAAGAGGCUAUGUUAUUCAACUGGACUGUCCUGCAUAAGCUUUUGAUUUUAAUCCUAAAUGAUAAUGCAGAAGGAUUUUGUAGCAUCUCUUACACCUUUACAAAGAAAGCCUUAAUAAAAUGGGAUUAGUUACUCUCAUCAUCCAUUUCAUCCAUAAGGUGAUGAUUUUAUUAAUCCCUAAUUUUAAAAAGUUGAAAUGUUACAUUUCUCUUUUCAAUUAGCCAUUUGUUCUCUGCAGUAUGUUAAAAAGUGUGAUUAGGUCAUAAUUAAUCAAUUCAGAUUUAUACAGUAUGCAGAUAUUAGAGCAGCAAGGAAUGGAUAUAUCGAAACACCCAAGGAUAAUUCUGAGCUUGUCUUAUCCUGACCAUGGAUACAGACUUUUGGCUUUCAAUCUUAGAUUACUUUUAUAUCUGUGCUCCAUUUCCUGUUACUUCAUUGUUGUGAGUUCUCCGAAGCUGUCCAAGAGGUCUACAACUUUCAGAAAUUCUUAUCCAGCUGCCGUUGCUUGCUAAUUUCAUGGAAAACUGACUGGUGUUGGCUGAGAUUCUGGCCAUUAAGAAUAAUGAUCUUCACAUACUCAGUGUCGGAGAAAAAGUCAUAACCCUACUUUUGGAAGAAUUUGUAUUAAAAGAAUUUGGAAGGCCUGUAAUAGUGCCUGUAACAGUCAUUGUACUCAGUCACUGUGUUAAAUAUCCAGUCAUGAGAGUGCAGUGUGUGAUCUUGUCCACUUUGCAUACAGUAUGGUUUUGUAGAUUCGCUUUGUUACUGCACAUGUUGCUCACUGAGCCAGAGCCAAGUGGUAUCAAUGGACUGAACGUGUGGUAUGGAUUGCUGGGUAAUUACCUUCUUGAUAUUUGUCUGUUUCUAAUGGAAAAGACAUGUUAUGGAGGGGGAGUUAAAAUAAUCCUUAUACAUUGCAGAACCUUCUCCAAAAUGGGAUACAUCCCCCCAAAAUCAUAGGACCAGUUCUCCAUCCUUUCUGUGGUGAGAGCUUUGGUAGAAAUCCUUCAGUAGUUGCCUUUCUGGACUGACUUCUUGGUGUUGACUAUGGCUGGCUGGCAGCAUUUGGUGUCUCAUUUCUAUUUCUAAAUCCAUUGUCUUCAUUAUGGAAAAGUGCAGUCUUUCCUCCUUUCUUGAAAAGAAACUGGUCUCAAGUGAGCUUGCAAAAAUCACUGUAAAAUUAAGAUACGCAUUAAGUAAAAGUCAGCAUUACACAGAAGACCUUACAGAUCUUUAAAGAGGAUUAAUGGGAUUAGCAUUUGGCUGUAGGUAAGGAUGUUCAGUACUAAAGAUAAAGACAUGAUUAAUAGCUAAGAAUAGAAAAUGUUACAUGAAGGCCCUCCCCCCCCAAUAUUUCUGUUGAAUACGCUCCCUUCUCUAAAUUUCUCAGGAAGGAUUACUGUAUUUAUAGUCUAGUUGGUAGCAGGCAUAGUAAGAUAUGAUAUGCAAUACACAUUUCAGAGGAAAUGUUACUCCAGUGUUCAGUCCCAAAGUUUAAUAGAGAAUGUGAGAUUAUGUGCAGUUGGAUGAGAAGGAAGAAGAUCCAGUUUUAAUGAAAACUUUAUUUCAAUAUUUUGCUGAUGAAAUAUAGGAGUGGUUGAGAGAAUCUGAAAGCUCAGAUGAUGAGGAUGACUGACCUUAUUUGUGGUAUGACCUUUCUGACUACCAAGCUCUUCUGACUGUUAGACUGAGCGUAGAAGUGUGGUAUCAUUAACAACACUGACUGCUAUAAUUUAUUGGUUUUUUAGAGUCUUAUUUUCAGAAAAUGUGCAGUCCAACAGAAACAUGUCAGUUUAAAUUCCGUAAUGUAGGUUGGUGCUUUUUGACAGCAUGCUGAACGCAUUCCUCUGUAGGAGGGAUGAAGGUGGCUUCAGCAAACAGUAUGUUGGAUAUGUGCUUGGAAAGCAGUCAGCUUGCUGUACAAUGCAAGGCCCAGAUUUAGUGAGUCCCUGAGUUUCAUUAAUUCACCUUUAAACAGAAAAAAAACCUUAAAAGAACUUGGUACUUUACAAGAGGAAAUACAAAUUUCACAGCCUGCUCUCCUCUGGCUCAUCUAGUUAGCUUUUUCUAUUCAUGUGGUUGUCAGUUGCCAAUCAGCCUCCAGUGACUGAAUGGGAGAACAGAAAACAUUCAGAAUUGGCAAGGGAUGGAUAAGAAGUCUUUAAUCUCUAAUGUCUAUGGAACAAUGUAAUGGAGUAUUAAACCUAUUGAAUGUUAUGGCUGUUUGGCUUAUGGAUACAUGCUUCUCUCUGUUGACAAACUUUUCUGUGUACUUCAUUUGUUUCUGAUGAAAUAAUUUUAGUUUCUCAUAGUACUGUGAAUGCAAAUAGGAAUGAGAAUGCAGUGACCUGUAACAUGGCAUGUAAUAAAUGUGUUAUUUUAGUCCUAUGUAUUUUCUUUCUAAUCUGCAUGUAAACACUUGAAUUCAAGAAAUCUAAGUGAUACUUUAAAAAAAUGGCAAGAAACAGACAGUAUAAAUAAUUGGUUAGAAGCUGCAAUCAUUUUUCAAACUUACCAGGCUAAAAGUUGGUUUCCUCUUAGCUGGGAUCACAUUUUUUGGGAGUCAUAUUAUUCUGACCAUCAUUGCAUAAGCACACACUUAAACUUAUUCCUAAUUAGUACUGUUAUUAGACCAAAAUUCAGAAAAGCAAGUGCUUAUGUACUGUCGUAAAGAGUGAUGCUAUCGUGAAUUGAUGCCAUUAACAUAUGCUUAAUUUGCACUAAUUUCAAUAAUGAGUGUUCAGUAGCUCAAAUAAUUGAACAUUAAGGGUGUGAGCCAGAGCCUUUUCAAUAAGAGAUUUUCCUCAUCUAAAGAGAGGGACAUAAGAGGAAAAAUUGCCAUAAAGGCAGAGAGUGAAAAAAUUCUGGGAAAACUGUUUUAUACUGCACCUAUCUUUGUCAUCUCUUGAAAUGUAUUUUUCAAAAAAGAGACUUUUCCUUGAUAUUUCUGUAUUGGUGUUUACUACUUGUCUGUUUUUGUGGCGAGUACAGGUCAGUGUGUUAUUUUUCGGUAAGGUUCUGUCUAUGAUUGUACCUCACCGAUCUUCAGUGCAUGUCUUCCGUGUCUGAAUGAAUCUGUUUUAUGUAGUGGCAGUGCAACCAAAGCAUGAUCUCUGGGUAACGUAUUUUAUAUUCACAUGUUGAUGUGCUUCAAAGACUUUAACCUUAUCCAGUUUUCUGGCAUUCAGAGAUAUAGGAUUGUGUAAGACUUUGAAGGAGAAUCACCUCCAACAGUAUUUUUAUAACUUUCUGUUGUUUAUUUGGUAUGGUAGUAAAACAUUUGUUUAAAAUUGA
Corvus hawaiiensis (hawaiian crow) is the source of this 8791-nucleotide messenger RNA. It is a transcript of the gene GABRG1, whose product is annotated as gamma-aminobutyric acid type A receptor subunit gamma1. The transcript is spliced from 9 exons. Gene Ontology annotation, biological process: synaptic transmission, GABAergic; monoatomic ion transmembrane transport; regulation of postsynaptic membrane potential. Gene Ontology annotation, cellular component: postsynapse; dendrite membrane; neuron projection. Gene Ontology annotation, molecular function: benzodiazepine receptor activity; GABA-A receptor activity; inhibitory extracellular ligand-gated monoatomic ion channel activity. The coding region runs from base 3957 to 5222 and encodes 421 amino acids. Lineage: Eukaryota; Metazoa; Chordata; Aves; Passeriformes; Corvidae. The record is from RefSeq and is a predicted model, not a curated record.